This is a messenger RNA of Aspergillus campestris IBT 28561, 1687 nucleotides long. RefSeq names its product putative tRNA-specific adenosine-34 deaminase subunit Tad3. NCBI's taxonomy places the organism in Eukaryota, Fungi, Ascomycota, Eurotiomycetes, Eurotiales, Aspergillaceae. The record is from RefSeq and is a predicted model, not a curated record. The coding region runs from base 86 to 1612 and encodes 508 amino acids. Gene Ontology annotation, molecular function: catalytic activity. The transcript has 3 exons.
CAUCUACUCCUCUGUCCCAGCCCAGUCCGUGCCCGCCAUCCCGCCGCCCCACCGUGUCUCCAUAUCGUUCAAUCAACCUCCAACUAUGGAUGUACAAGAUAUCCUACGCGGCAUCCAGCCGAUACCAGGGGACGUCACCGCAGUGAGAACAGUCCAAGAGACACGACCACCAGAAGAAUUCGCCGACGCAUACGCCGCAGAAGUCAACCUGAAAUGCGCCUCCAAAGUAAUCAAAGCCCUAGACAAAGCCUACCCCCGCGACGCCUCCCAACCCCUCAACCACCUCCGCCGCUUCGCCAAACACGAGCACCUCUCCCCGACCCUCCAAUCCACCCUCCUCAAAGCAGACCCAUCAUCAACACAAACAAUCUUCGUCCUAAUCCCGCCUCCACUCCCAGACGUUGCCUCUCUCAAAGACCUCCUCACACCAUUCGCACCCCCGGGCAGCGACAUAACCCUAACAACCCUCCGCGUCCCCCUCUACGCCCCGCUCAACAGCGCCCAAGCAGAUAAAUGGACCAAAUCUCUCUGGCCUGUGCUCUUCAACCCCGCUGCACCGCGCGGCUUCGUCGCGCCCCCGCCUCAGAUAUUGACUCGCGCACGGGACUCAAUCCAGCCUAAGGCGGGGCGGUAUCUCGCGCUGGCAUACGAAGUAGCUCGCGAAGCUGAACAGUCUGGUCUUGGGAGGGGGGUCGGCGCCGUUGUCGUUGACCCGGAGAUUGAUGCUCGUUUAGACGACGAGAUUAUCGAUGAUGAUGAGGGGGAUGAUAAGAGGUGGUCAGACGCGGUAGUCGCCGUCGCUGGAGAUGCGCGCUAUUCUCGGCUGGAAGGGUCGACAGGACCUAAUCCCAGCAGAUUGAUGUAUAACGCUGAUGUUGAAGGCGGGCCGGAAUUGCAUGCGCUUAUGAGGGUCGUUGAUCUAAUCGCUGGGAAACGGCGCGCCGAUGACCAUGAUGAUACAUCAGCAUCACCACCUUUAAGACCACUGGAAGCGCACUUCCUUUCCCAGUCGGACACCACCUUCUCUUCUACCUCCAACCCCACCCACCAAACAACAUCAACAUCAACAUCAACACCAGAAACCGACCCCGACACCCCAACAAACCCCGAAAAAUUCCAAAAAACCGAAUCAGGCGCUAUACCCGUCCCCUCCACCUCCGUCCCCACCCCCACAUCCACCUCCACUACAGCACCCCCAGAGACCAACCCACGAAUCCGAUCCCGCACGCAAGGAGGCUACCUCUGCACGGAUCUCGACGUGUACCUCACCCAUGAGCCGUGUCUGUGCUGCUCUAUGGGUUUGCUUUUGUCGAGGUUUAGGGCGGUUAUUUUCCCGAGGGGUGGGAGGAUGAGGACGGGGGGGUUGGCUUCUGAGCCUUGUAUUGGGCCUGUAGCUGUGGCUGAUUCUGGGGAGGGGGGUGAUAAUGAAGGAGGUGAAGGAGAAGAUAAGGGUGAUGUGGGGAGUGGUAAAGAAGAAGGAAAUGAGAACGAGAGGUUAUAUUAUGGCCUACACUGGCGGAAAGAGUUGAACUGGAGGGCGUUGGGGUUUGAGUUUGUGGAGGCUAUAGCUGGCGCUGAUGGUAAUGGGGAAAGUGUGCAGUUUCAUGCUUGAUUGACUGGUUGUGGGUUAUUGCGUGGAUGAAUCAAUGAAUGAGCGUUGUAUAGCUAGUUAGUGGUAGUAUGGAGG